AUGAUCGCAGGUUUUCUUCGCGCAGCGCGUGCAUUCCUUGCAUCUCAACAUCUCUUGUGACGUCACUCAGAGAUCAAGUGAACUCGUAGAACUUCGCAACAGCAAGGUUUUAAGCAAUUGUGGAGCAACCAUUGAUUGUUUUGUUUCGUUGCUUCCGACAGAAUUCACAUUUUAGUCCAUUUGUAAGAUGUCUCAGCUACAUCAGGAAGCGUUAAGAAGGCAACACGUUGUUGAUAAGAGAAACGUGAACGACUUGUCCUGGUUGUUGCAGAAAGAUGGCAGCCGUCAGAGUAAGCAGAAUUCCAGCCUUGGCUUGAGAAGUACACACAGUGCCAGCACUCCCAGCCAUUCAUUGCACAGUGGAUUAGCCAUGUGCAGUAGUUCUGGCUCCAGGAGCAAAGAAAUCGUGAUCACUGACCCUUACUUAGAUGCACUAACAAAGGAAACGAAAGCAAGGACCCGAAAUAGAUUAACAGUGAGUACUGACCAAGAUGUUGCUAGGUACCAGUUGUGCACACAGACUGAAUGGGCAGGUAGAUAAGUGAAUUAUUGGGUCAAGGGAUAGGGUGGAAGAAACCUGCAGUGGGGUAACAGAGGGUUGUCCAAUACACCCGAAGUGAGGUGAGUUGCCAAACUUUGUAGUCAACUUGUCUUACCAGAAGAUAGUGGUGAAGUACAAAAUGUAGUCGUCUAACAUUGUAGUGUAGUCUACUUACCGGAAGUUGAUUCAAGGAGUAAUUGCUGGUAUAUACAGGAAGUAAAGGUCGCAAGCGAUGAGUAAGCAUGACUUGACAUGAGUUGUGUUAUGGAGCAGUUGAGUCGUCAAAGCAAGACUUAGUGUAAAACUGGCUUGAAGACAAUUUGAUGG
Orbicella faveolata is the source of this 868-nucleotide messenger RNA. RefSeq lists its product as uncharacterized. The record is from RefSeq and is a predicted model, not a curated record. Lineage: Eukaryota; Metazoa; Cnidaria; Anthozoa; Scleractinia; Merulinidae.